Anopheles darlingi is the source of this 1519-nucleotide messenger RNA. Its product is annotated as plasminogen receptor (KT). Lineage: Eukaryota; Metazoa; Arthropoda; Insecta; Diptera; Culicidae. Gene Ontology annotation, cellular component: plasma membrane. The transcript has 3 exons. The record is from RefSeq and is a predicted model, not a curated record. Gene Ontology annotation, biological process: positive regulation of plasminogen activation. The coding region runs from base 157 to 615 and encodes 152 amino acids.
AGAGGUAGAAUUUGUCAAUAUUUCAUGCAUUUGUGUUUACUCAAUCGAACUUCAGAUUACUAGUUUUCAGUGGCCGUGUUCCACAUAGUUUUUGGAGUGGAUUUAACAUCCGCCUACAGCAUUCUAUUCGAUAUUAUAUUGAACUAUCUGACCACUAUGGGAAGCUUCUUUUCACAUCCUGCCGGAGCGGAAGUGCUCAAGAAGAAUCAAGAGUACAUCUCCGAGAUGAAUAAGAUCAAGAUGGAACGCUGGAUACAGAUGCAUUAUCAGAUGAAGAGCCGCGAAACGGCCAUGCAGAUUUCCAAAGCCAGGGAACUGUUUUAUUGGCUUGCAUCGUUCUAUGGCGUAUCGACGCUUGGUCUAGUGAGCCGCUUUCGGCUAACGAAACGACCGGGCACGCUAGCUCCGAUCGUACCGCUAUCCUUCAUCGUGGCCUACUAUGCGGAUCUUGCGUACGGUACCAAGAUACAUCGAAUACAAGCUGAAGCCGAGAUGAUUAUGCACAAUGAACCCGAGCUGUUAGAGUGGCCAAGCGGUUUACCGACGGUAUCGGAGAUCGAUUCCGCCAGGUUGGAAAUUGAUGACAAAAUUCGGCUACAUCCACAUCAACUUUAAUUGAUGAUUCAUAAUUACGCCUCAACCGGGAAACAGUAUUAGGCAGUAAUGGUUAAAGAGCGCGAAAUGCUCUCUGAUGGAUCCCUAUCUCGGCCAUCCUAACAGGGUGAAAGUAGAUGCUAGUGCACAUGUAACGGUAAUGAGUGAGAUUGCACUAGAUUGGUUUUAAUAGUUUUAAAUGUUUACCUGCACAAACACUAAGCACGGUUAAAGGAUCGAGUUUUAACAACCAAGACAGACUGAAACGUGAAAAUCAGUACAUGGAUCCUGAAAUCAGGAGUUAAAGACACUCCGAUACAGUUAUGUUUACUGCCAAGCCCAUGGUUUCAUAUAAAGCAACUCGGCGUAGUAAGCGUUUGAUGAAAUUUCAUCGGGAACGAUAGUUGCACAGCAGGGAUAGGAAUAAUCCAAGCAUUUCGAUUUUCCGAUUCUUCUCAUCUGUCUUUCGACAGCAAUUUCUCUUCUUCAGAAACUCUUGAUGUCUUCAUUCCGUUACUUCGUGUUUGUUAUCUUUCUCCUUCUCACUCAUAGUUAUCAUUCAAAAACGUAUGAGGCUUUAAAAUAAACGUUUCACAAUAAGCUCGCUCCAACUUUGCAUCUAAAUAAGAUUACGGCAAUGAUGAUUGGCAACGGAUAACGAUAACAAUAAUCGAAAAGUGCAUUUACUCUCUUAAUGUCGAGACACAAAUACACAAGUUUCAUGAGACGCACAGUGAAGCGUAACAACGAAAGAUAACAGUUUGCCUUUAAAGAAAAAUCCUGGAAAAAAUAUCCGCUCAUCGCACGAGCGGACAUAUGUUCGUCGAAAGGAACGCACAUGCCCCAAAGGGUAUCAAUAAGGGGUCCGUCGCAUAUGUAAUAAUAGUGUCGCGUGUGUUUGAAUUCAUAAAUAAAUGGUUCAAGA